GGGGGCGCGCGGCGAUUGGCGGGUUCGAAGCACGGCUGCGCGUGGGCGGUGCCGCCCGGAACUCCCCGCCGCGGCGGUCGCUGUGGAAACUGUGCCGGCGGCGCGCGGCCCGCAACGGAGGCGCCAGGAAUGCAGCUGAAUGGAGCUGAAAGGGCCACAGAUGAAAGAACUUGAACACGUUUCUGAAAGUUUAAGAUGUGUCUGGCAGUGACUUGCUUACCUUAGUAACAAAGAAGAGUAUUUCAACAGCAGCUUAGGAUACCUGUAUGCCAAUUUAUUAACCUACUAACUGGAAUGGUGUUCUGACAACAAUUCUCCGUAGCAAACUACUCGCCUUGCUACAGAACAGUAGUGUUUUCUCUACUGAUAAUGCAGCUCAAUGGAGGAAAGUAAUGUUUUGAUAAGCAUGCGAGAAGAUCAGUCUUUCCAUGUGCGAUACAGGAUGGAGGCUUCUUGCCUGGAGCUGGCUUUGGAAGGUGAGCGCCUGUGUAAAGCAGGAGAUUGCCGAGCUGGUGUGUCUUUCUUUGAAGCAGCUGUUCAGGUUGGAACCGAAGACUUAAAAACACUCAGUGCUAUUUACAGCCAGCUAGGCAAUGCCUACUUCUACUUGCAUGAAUAUGCAAAGGCCUUGGAAUACCAUCACCAUGAUUUAACUCUUGCAAGGACAAUUGGAGAUUUGGUGGGAGAAGCUAAAGCUAGUGGAAAUCUGGGCAACACCUUGAAGGUACUCGGAAACUUUGAAGAAGCUAUUGUUUGUUGUCAGAGACAUCUGGAUAUUUCCAGAGAGCUUAAUGAUAAGGUUGGAGAAGCAAGAGCACUGUAUAAUCUGGGAAAUGUUUAUCACUCUAAAGGGAAAAAUGUGGCUUGUGCUGGAACACAUGAUCCAGGGGAGCUUCCAGAGGAUGUGAAAAAUGCUUUGCAAAAAGCUGUAAAUUACUAUGAGGAAAACCUGACAAUAGUCACAGAGCUGGGUGACAGAGCAGCACAAGGACGUGCCUUUGGAAAUCUGGGAAACACACACUAUCUUCUGGGCAACUUCAGGAGUGCAGUUUUAGCCCAUGAGCAGCGUCUCCUAAUUGCAAAAGAAUUUGGUGAUAGAUCAGCUGAAAGAAGAGCAUACAGCAAUCUUGGAAAUGCCUACAUAUUCCUGGGUGAAUUUGAAACCGCUUCUGAAUACUACAAGAGGACAUUACAGCUGGCUAGGCAGCUUAAGGAUAGAGCUGUGGAAGCACAGGCCUGCUACAGCCUUGGAAACACAUACACUCUGCUUCAAGACUAUGAGAAAGCAAUUGAUUAUCAUUUGAAACACCUUGUGAUUGCUCAGGAAUUAAAUGACAAAAUUGGUGAAGGAAGAGCAUGCUGGAGUUUAGGGAAUGCAUAUACUGCUCUGGGCAAUCAUGACCAAGCUAUGCACUUUGCUGAGAGGCACCUGGAGAUCUCCAGAGAGGUAGGAGAUAGAAGUGGGGAACUCACUGCUAGACUGAAUCUCUCAGAUCUUCAAAUGGUUCUUGGAUUAAGCUAUAGCACAAACACCUCCAUGAUGUCAGAAAGCCACGCGGUAGAUAACAGUCUGAAUGGUACCCGGCCAAGGGUGGGACGUCGUCACAGUAUGGAGAACAUGGAACUUAUGAAAUUAACACCAGAAAAGGUUCAGAACUGGAACAGUGAGAUUCUUGCUAAACAGAAACCACUCAUUGCCAAACCUUCAGCAAAAUUGCAUUUUGUAAAUCGACUCAAAGGCAAAAAGUAUAAAAAUGGCACCACUUCCAAAGUUCUGCAGGAUGCCAGUAAUUCUAUUGACCACCGCCUUCCCAGCUCUCAGAGGAGAAACAGUCGAGAAACAGUGGCAGAUGAAGGGUUCUUUGAUCUGCUGAGCCGAUUCCAGAGUAACAGGAUGGAUGAUCAGAGAUGCCACUUCCAGGAGAAGAACAGAUUCUCAGCUGCUUCAGUAGCAACGUCCUCUACUCCACCUAAAACAAUACGAAAAUCCUUUUCUGCUUCCGUAGUCUCACCCCACACUGAUGACUUUCUGGAUUUACUUGCGAGCUCACAGAGCCGCCGCCUCGAUGACCAGCGCGCCAGCUUUAGCAAUCUGCCUGGCCUUCGUCUUAACCACCGCACCAGUCCGUCUGUGCUGGGCCACUUAAUGGCCAGUAACAACAGAGAGCUAGAUGAGGACUUCUUUGAUAUAUUAAUCAAAUGCCAGGGUUCCAGACUGGAUGAUCAAAGAUGUGCUCCUCCAUCAUCUGCAAAAGGACCAACUGUACCAGAUGAGGACUUUUUCAGCCUCAUUGUACGAUCCCAAGCUAAGAGAAUGGAUGAACAGAGAGUCCACUUACCCUCUGCUAUAAAAGGACCGAGUUCUAGCUGAGGAGAUGCACAGGCUCCUGCUGUACAGUAGCAUCUUAAGUUUCAUUUUGUUUGCUGGAAAAAUGUAUGUGUCUUUUUAAAAAGGACUGCAAUUAGUAGUUUUGUCUCCCUUAUAAUCACUUUUUGUACAGUAGCAGCACCACACAUGUGAUUGGUAGUUGGAGUUGUGUCUUUGUAUCGGGCAGCUACUUCUAGCUGUGUCUGAGAUACAGAUUACUGCAUCUUCCUCUUAAUUGCUUCUAGUUUAUGAACAUUCACAGCAGUUUUCUUCUCCCUCAAUGUAAUGUUAUUGCAGGUGUGCGAUCUCUACCACACCUAGUUUGAGACCUAGGUUUGUAUGCUCUUUAUAAGGAUAAAGACUUGAUUUUUUUUUUUCUGAUUUGUACCUCCCUGAAAAAAGGUCCCAUUUUCUUUUAU
This is a messenger RNA of Lagopus muta (rock ptarmigan), 2787 nucleotides long. RefSeq names its product G protein signaling modulator 2 (gene GPSM2). The transcript is spliced from 15 exons. The coding region runs from base 380 to 2371 and encodes 663 amino acids. Gene Ontology annotation, molecular function: protein binding; GTPase regulator activity. The record is from RefSeq and is a predicted model, not a curated record. NCBI's taxonomy places the organism in Eukaryota, Metazoa, Chordata, Aves, Galliformes, Phasianidae.